Messenger RNA from Manihot esculenta (cassava), 1549 nucleotides. Its product is annotated as NAC domain-containing protein 43. Gene Ontology annotation, biological process: regulation of DNA-templated transcription. Gene Ontology annotation, molecular function: DNA binding. Bases 110 to 1294 code for a protein of 394 amino acids. The record is from RefSeq and is a predicted model, not a curated record. Lineage: Eukaryota; Viridiplantae; Streptophyta; Magnoliopsida; Malpighiales; Euphorbiaceae. The transcript is spliced from 3 exons.
UUAUGUCUUACACCACUUGUAUAUAAACUCUUGUAUACAUAGCUUCUUUUUGUAUAACAUAUCCCGGUCCAUUCCUAUUUAUAAUCUCUCUCUCCCCACUCUUAAAUUAAUGCCAGAAAACAUGAGUAUAUCUGUAAAUGGGCAAUCGCAGGUGCCCCCUGGAUUUCGAUUUCAUCCCACAGAAGAGGAGCUUUUGCAUUACUACUUGAAGAAAAAGGUCUCAUAUGAGAAGAUCGACUUAGAUGUAAUUCGUGAAGUAGAUCUUAAUAAGCUGGAGCCCUGGGAUAUUCAAGAGAAGUGCAAAAUAGGAACCACUCCUCAAAAUGAUUGGUACUUCUUUAGCCACAAGGACAAGAAAUAUCCCACUGGAACGCGCACAAAUCGUGCAACUGCCGCUGGGUUUUGGAAGGCAACCGGCCGCGAUAAGGUGAUAUACAGCAAUGGAAGGCGGAUUGGUAUGAGGAAGACUCUAGUUUUCUACAGAGGCAGAGCCCCACAUGGUCAAAAAUCUGAUUGGAUUAUGCAUGAAUACAGACUCGACGACAAUGUUGCUGAUGCCAAUGUCUCCAACGUUGUGGGAGAAGCAGCACAGGAAGAGGGAUGGGUAGUUUGCCGUAUCUUCAAGAAGAAAAAUCACCAUAAAUCCCCAGACCGUCCUCUAAGUUCAUCACCCAUCACUUCGGAGGCAAGGACAAACCAGAUGUUCCAUUCUUUCAAUGAAGGAGCCCUAGAUCAAAUAUUUCAGUACAUGGGAUGGUCGUGCAAGGAAGAAAACGAAGCAAACAGCAACACUGCAAGAUUUCUUAGUCCAACCGAUAGAACAAUCAACAAUGGCUACCGUCAUGACAGCAACAGGUGCAUGAAACUUCCAAGCCUCGAGAGCCCAAACUCGAGCAGUAGCCAAAAUGUUUACGCAGCCAUGAUGAAUGAAGGUUCGAUAUCAGACCAGGUGAUUUCCACGGAUCCCAGCUCAGUUUACCCCUUGGACUCUGGCCUCACCAGCUGGACAGCCCUUGAUCGUCUAGUAGCCUUUCAACUGAAUGGGCAAAGUGAAAAUUCGAGACACUUGGGGUGCUUCAAUGACCCAAACAUGGGCUAUUGCAUUCCUAUUGAGCAACCCCACCAUGGUCUCCAAUUCCCCACCCUACGAUCGUCAUUCUCAUUGUCAUCUAGCAGGCCGUACCAGGGAAGUCACCAAGAUUAUACAAGUGAGGUUGAGCUGUGGAAUUUCAACACAAGAUCACCGUCGUCAACGUCGGACCCCAUAUGCCACGUUUCAAAGUCUACUGUAUAAAACAGAUGAAUGAAUAAAGGAAUAUUAUGUGAGAAUUAUUUAUGAAGACAAGUGAUGAUGAGAUAGAAUAAACGAAGAGUUUCCUAGAUGGGAUGGAUUGGCAACCAUUAUCUUUUUCUUGAUCAAGUUGUCUACCAAUUUUUCAAUUUGUUUUCUAGAAACCUAUAGCUCUAGCAAUAAACUUUGAGGUGGUGGUGGUGGUGGUUUCUGUGAUAAUAUCCCUCUAACUUAAUGUAAUAAUUAUCCUACCUUUUU